Molecule: messenger RNA, 2315 nt
Organism: Rhineura floridana
Lineage: Eukaryota; Metazoa; Chordata; Lepidosauria; Squamata; Rhineuridae
Gene: AMER2
Product: APC membrane recruitment protein 2
Exons: 2
Coding region: 264-2000 (578 amino acids)
Biological process (GO): regulation of canonical Wnt signaling pathway
Cellular component (GO): plasma membrane
Molecular function (GO): phosphatidylinositol-4,5-bisphosphate binding; beta-catenin binding
Source: RefSeq, a predicted model, not a curated record
CCCUCCCUCCCCCCGGCUUUGAUUGUGGCUGUUAUAGCUCAGGUUGACUGAGAGUGGAUGGACGGCGGUCGCCUGGCGUAGGCCCAGGCCCAGGGCUGAGGAAAGCUGCUUAGCAGUGCCUGGGUUGCUAUGGUGACGAGCAGGAGGCAGCGGCGGCAGCAGCAGCGGCAAGGCUGUCAGUGAGUGAGCGAGGGAAAUCAGGAGCAGGCAUCAGUGGGGGGCUGCAGGAGGGGAAAGCAGCAGGCGCAGCCGCCGCCGCCGCCAUGGAGGUUCACUGCGAUUGUGCCGAGCCCACCACGGUGGGCGAGCAGCUGCCGCCAUCGGGCAAGCUCAACAAAACCGCCUUCAAAUUGUUUAAGCGGAGGAAAUCCGGGGGCUCCAUGCCAAGCAUCUUCGGCGUGAGAAGCAGCGGCAAAGGCAAAAUCAGCGAAGGGGGCGGCGGGCAGGCGGGCAUGGUGAGGAGCAAGACCCACGACGGGCUGGCGGAGGUGGUGCUCGAGAGCGGCAAGAAGGAGGAACCGGGCGGCGGCGGGGACGACCAGUUCGUUGUUGUUGACGGUGGCGGCGGCGGCGUCGGCCGGGCCAAGGAUGAUUCCGCGGCGGCAGCGGCGUCCUGCUCGGCGGCGGUGGGGAAGUCGCACAGCUUUUUUUCGCUUUUGCGUAAAAACGGCCGCUCGAGCGAAGGUGGCAAAGGCGAGAGACCAAAGGGGCGUGGGGGCCUGAAGGGGCUCUUCAGCAGCAUGAGGUGGCACAGAAGGGACAAGCCUGGCGGCGGGGCCAAGGAAGACGAGGCCGGCGAGAGCUCCGAGGGCCAGCCGAGUCUCCUCAUGCCGGGAUCCCUCACAGCCAGCCUGGAGUGCAUCAAAGAGGAGGCACCACGACCCACAGCUGCAGCCCCACAGAGCCCUCCAGGGUUGACCAGUGAGGACCAGCUGCUGCCCCCUCAGGACACUGAGGCCAUACCCGGCCAAGAGCAGCAGGACCUUGAUGCCAGGGAGCUCCAGCACAGCCCACCUACCCCACCCGGAGUGGACCUCCCCAGGAUCCAGUUCCAGAUGAAAGAGAGCCACCCCCAGCCACAGGAUGGUGAUGGCCAAGAGACCAAGGAGGACUCAGCCAUAACAGGCUGUGGGGACAUUAUUGCUGACCAGGAGGAUGACGUGGGCAGCGGCAGUGGUGCAAGUGGAAGUGACAAGAGUGCCCCUGGGGUUGGCAGAGUGGGAGCUUCCAAAAAGCCCCCUGGCGUGGUAACUUAUCAAGGAGGAGGAGAAGAGAUGGCCAGUCCUGAGCAGGUGAGGGACACAUGCACCCCAGUGUUCUGGGAUAUGUUGUCGCAAACAGAGAAGUCACAGGAGACCCUGGGAGGGAAAGAAUCCCUUGAAGCCUCCAAAGAUGGCAGUUGUACCAAAAAGGUUCAGGAUGGGUCAACAACUGGGAAGCCCAUUGGUGUCAACCAGAUCCCGGUUCAUCACAACCACAGAAACAGUCAGAAGACUAGGGAAAAGGAGCAACAGGAAGCCAUCCCCAGCAGUGAUGAGGGCUAUUGGGAUUCCACCACACCUGGACCUGAGGAGGACAAUACCAGCAGUAUCCAGAAAGAGGUAAUUCCCAGGGACAGCUACAGUGGGGAUGCUCUCUAUGAUCUGUAUGCUGAUCCAGAUGAAAACACAGCCACAGUGACUUCUGCAGAAGAUGCCACCUCUGUGACUUGUUGCAAGCCACUGUCCCCAGUAACUUCCACAUGUCCAGUCAAAACCCAUACAACUUCACUCAAGGACUCCAAGAUACCCAUCAGUAUCAAGCAUUUUACAUCACCGCAUGCCAGCCAUGGCCCAGAUACCAGUAAUAGCCAUCACACUGCACACCACCAGCCUACCAAAAGUGAGAUCCCUAGAACAAAAAUCCCAGUUUCUAAAGUGCUUGUACACAGGGCUAGUUACCGGAGCCUAGGAGGGACAACAGGUAAAACAGCCACAUAUCAUGAAAGUGCCAAAAAAUAGGAGGAGAAGGAGAUGGGCAUGCCAGCCUUACAGGAACCCACUAAUUCACAGUUUGGCAUCAACUAAAGGAAGAGAACUACAUGUGCCCCUUCUCUGAACACCAGGGAUUCGUGCUUCUAAAGUCCAUCGUGAUAUAUAUAAAGUUAGAUUCUUUUUGAGCACUUUUUUAACAUUUGUAUCUGUUUUUCUGAAGCGCUAAACCACUCGGGAGGCCACUUUUCCAAUCUUUUGUGGAAGCUGGACUUUGAUUAGGAAUAUAAUUAGUAAUGCAAACUUGUGCCAUGAAUUCUUCAAAGAAGACAGAGAUAUGGGAGA